Messenger RNA from Venustampulla echinocandica, 6354 nucleotides. RefSeq names its product Fatty acid synthase-like protein subunit beta. Lineage: Eukaryota; Fungi; Ascomycota; Leotiomycetes; Helotiales; Pleuroascaceae. Gene Ontology annotation, cellular component: fatty acid synthase complex. The transcript is spliced from 2 exons. The record is from RefSeq and is a predicted model, not a curated record. The coding region runs from base 1 to 6354 and encodes 2117 amino acids. Gene Ontology annotation, biological process: long-chain fatty acid biosynthetic process. Gene Ontology annotation, molecular function: fatty acid synthase activity; [acyl-carrier-protein] S-acetyltransferase activity; [acyl-carrier-protein] S-malonyltransferase activity.
AUGUACGGAACGUCCACCGGCCCUCAGACGGGCGUGUCGACACCGCGCUCCUCUGCAUCACUGCGACCUCUCGUCCUCAGCCAUGGUUCUCUCGAAUUCUCCUUCUUGGUUCCCACAAACCUCCAUUUCCACGCCUCCCAGAUCAGGGAUCGCUUUAUUGCAUCUCUCCCAGCGUCAACCGAUGAAUUAGCCCAGGAUGACGAGCCCUCGUCCGUCCCAGAGCUGGUCGCGCGAUACCUUGGCUUCGUUGCAGAAGAUGUGGAUGAGGGCGAAGACGAUGCGCAAGGCACAUACGCCGAGGUCUUAACACUCGUCCUCAACGAAUUCGAGCGUGCUUUUCUGCGGGGGAACGAAGUCCACGCGCUGACUGCCACGCUUCCCGGCAUCAAUGCGAAGAAACUCGAAGUUGUCCGAAGUUACUAUGCUGCUCGAGCGGCCAUCGGCAGAGCCAUCCGGCCCCAUGAAUCCGCACUCUUCCGCGCAGCCAGCGACGAGAGCGCGAAGGUGUACAGCGUUUUCGGUGGACAGGGCAACAUCGAAGAAUACUUUGACGAGCUCCGCGAACUCUACCGCGCCUACCCCUCCUUCGUAGAGGAUUUGGUGGUGUCGGCCGCCGAGCUACUGCAAAAUCUGUCUAGGGAUCCAAGGGCAGUAAAGCUGUACUCGAAGGGACUGGAUGUGAUGGCAUGGCUCCAUGAUCCGGAGGCAACCCCAGAUGUCGAUUAUAUGGUGUCGGCGCCUGUUAGCUUCCCGCUGAUUGGGCUUGUGCAACUUGCACAUUAUACCGUUACCUGUAAGAUACUUGGUCUUACGCCAGGUCAGUUUCGGGAACGGUUAAGUGGUACAACCGGUCACUCUCAGGGCGUUGUUAUGGCGGCGGCUACCUCGGCCGCGGAUUCCUGGGAGUCUUUUGAUGAUAUUGCCAUUUCGGCCCUCACGAUCCUCUUCUGGAUUGGAUCACGAAGUCAACAAACAUAUCCCACAACCUCACUCGCCCCCUCAAUCCUGCAAGACUCUGUCGAUAAUGGAGAAGGCACCCCCACACCCAUGCUUAGCAUUCGGGAUCUUUCACGGGCUCAGGUCCAGCAGCACAUCGAUGCUACAAACCAAUACCUUCCCGAGGAUCGCCAUAUCGCCAUUUCUCUGGUUAACAGUGCACGAAAUCUGGUGGUUACUGGCCCACCCAUCUCCCUCUAUGGUCUCAACCUCCAACUCCGAAAAGUCAAAGCACCCACCGGCCUUGAUCAAACGCGCAUCCCCUUCACGGAACGAAAGGUCCGAUUUGUCAAUCGGUUCUUGCCGAUUACCUCGCCAUUCCAUAGCAAAUACCUCGCCGGUGCCACACCACAACUAGCCGAAGAUCUCAAAAAUGUUGAGAUUGAUAGCAAGCUCUUGGCGAUCCCUGUGUAUGAUACGAACACCGGAAAUGACAUCAAAACCGAAGUAAAGGGCAACAUCGUACCGACACUUGUCCGCCUGAUUACGCAUGAUCCUGUUAACUGGGAGAAAGCAACCGUUUUCCCAAGGGCGACUCAUGUGCUUGAUUUUGGGCCUGGUGGCAUCUCUGGCCUCGGUGUCCUGACUAGCCGUAACAAAGAAGGAACUGGUGUUCGUGUGAUCUUAGCUGGGGCGAUUGAUGGUACAAUCCCAGAGGUUGGCUACAAGCCAGAGCUCUUUGAUAGAGAUGAGGAGCACGCAGUAAGAUACGCUGUGGAUUGGGUCGAAGAGCACGGUCCUCGCUUGAUCAAGAACUCAACCGGCCAAACCUAUGUCGAUACCAAGAUGAGCAGACUUUUAGGCGUACCCCCCAUUAUGGUUGCAGGUAUGACACCUUGCACUGUGCCAUGGGAUUUCGUUGCAGCGACAAUGAACGCCGGUUACCAAAUUGAAUUGGCCGGUGGUGGUUACUAUAAUGCCAAAACUAUGACCGAGGCUUUAAGAAAGAUCGAGAAUGCUAUUCCUACAGGACGCGGUAUCACAGUCAACCUUAUCUACGUCAAUCCCCGUGCCAUGCAAUGGCAAAUCCCACUUCUUGGCCAGCUACGUGCCGAGGGUGUUCCUAUUGAAGGCUUGACCAUCGGCGCCGGUGUUCCUUCAAUUGACGUUGCUCAAGAGUAUAUUGAGACACUUGGAUUGAAGCACAUUUCUUUCAAGCCAGGUUCCGUUGAGGGAAUUCAGGCCGUGAUCAACAUCGCAAAAGCCAACCCGUCAUUCCCAGUUCUCCUUCAAUGGACCGGUGGUCGUGGUGGUGGACAUCAUUCAUUUGAAGAUUUUCAUCAACCCAUCCUUCAAAUGUAUGGUCGCAUCAGACGAAGCGAUAACAUCAUUUUGGUGGCAGGCAGUGGAUUCGGUGGCGCUGAGGAUACAUACCCUUACCUCACUGGCGAAUGGUCCGCCAAAUACGGUUACCCACCCAUGCCAUUCGAUGGGUGUCUCUUUGGUAGCCGUAUGAUGACUGCGAAGGAAGCCCAUACGAGCAAAAAUGCGAAGAAGGCAAUCACUGAGGCAGAAGGUUUAGAUGACGGUGAGUGGGAAAAGACCUACAAAGGGCCCGCUGGAGGUGUUAUCACUGUUAGAUCCGAGAUGGGAGAGCCAAUCCAUAAACUUGCCACCCGAGGUGUCAUGUUCUGGGCUGAGAUGGAUGCAAAGAUCUUCAGCUUGCCAAAGGAGAAACGUGUCCCAGAGCUCAAGAAGAACCGCGACUACAUCAUCAAGAAGCUCAACGAUGACUUCCAGAAGGUCUGGUUUGGACGCAACAAGGCCGGUGAGACUGUUGACCUUGAGGAUAUGACCUAUGGCGAGGUCGUUCGGCGUAUGGUCGAUCUGAUGUACGUGCGGCACGAAUCUCGCUGGAUUGACAAAUCCUACACAAGGUUGACCGGCGAUUUCAUCCGUCGUGUUGAGGAGCGCUUUACGCCAAAUCAAGGAAGUCCAUCGCUGCUCCAGAGCUAUUCGGAACUCGAUACCCCAUAUGCAACCGUCCAGAGAAUCUUAGUCGCCUAUCCCGAGGCCGAGACCCAACUCAUUAACGCACAAGAUGUCCAGCACUUCUUGCUCCUAUGCCAACGCCGCGGCCAGAAGCCAACCACCUUUGUUCCCGCGCUGGAUGAGAACUUUGAGCUAUUCUUCAAGAAGGAUUCUUUGUGGCAAUCAGAGGAUCUCGAGGCUGUUAUAGAUCAGGACGUGGGCCGAACUUGUAUCUUGCAAGGCCCCAUGGCUGCCAAGUACUCCAAGGUCGUUGACGAGCCUAUUAAGGAUAUUCUUGACGGCAUCCAUAACGCCCAUAUCAAGGGCUUGACCAGAGACACCUACAAUGGGAAUGAGUCCGCCAUUCCAGUGAUCGAAUAUUUCGGUGGCAAGCUUAUUGACUCGGAGCAAGAGGUCGAUCUAGAAGGCCUCACCAUCUCGCAAGACACUGAUAAAACGACAUACCGCAUCUCAUCUUCUGCCGCCGUUCCACUCCCACCUUUGGAUGUCUGGCUAUCUCUACUCGCUGGCCACAAACGAUCAUGGAGGUAUGCACUGUUCUCCUCUGAGGUCUUCGUUCAAGGGCAGAAGUUCCAAACAAACCCAAUGAAGCGAAUCUUUGCCCCUGUUCGUGGCCUGUUCAUCGAGAUUUCUCACCCCAGUGAUCCCACAAAGACCGUCAUCACCGUGAAGGAGCAACCAAGACCCAAUAAAUAUGUCGAGGUUAUUAAUGUUAGAUUGACCAACAAGAACGAGAUCUUAGUCAACAUGAUUAAGGAUACCACAGCCGUUGGAAAGCCUGUUGCUUUGCCACUUAUCUUCACAUACCAUCCUGAGGCUGGCUAUGCACCCAUCCGUGAGGUUAUGCAAGGUCGAAAUGACCGUAUCAAGGAGUUCUACUGGCGGGCGUGGUUCGGAAACGAGCCUCUAGACCUUGAUGCCUCAGUCAGGGGCAAAUUCGACGGUGGCAAGGCUACGAUUACAAGCGAGGCUAUCAACGACUUCGUAUAUGCUGUUGGUAAUACUGGAGAGGCGUUCGUCGACAGACCUGGAAAGGAAGUUUUGGCUCCCAUGGAUUUCGCCAUUGUGGUUGGCUGGAAGGCCAUCACAAAGCCCAUAUUCCCAAAGAGCAUUGACGGUGAUCUCCUCAAGCUCGUCCAUCUUUCCAAUGGAUUCCGCAUGCUUCCUGGUGCCGAACCUUUGAAGAAGGGCGAUGAAGUUGAAACUACCGCCCAGAUCAAUGCUGUAGUCAACCAAGACUCCGGCAAAAUGGUAGAGGUUUGUGGUACCAUCAAACGUGAAGGACGUCCAGUUAUGGAGGUCACCUCGCAGUUCCUGUACCGUGGCGUCUAUACCGAUUUCGAGAACACCUUCCAGCGUAAGACAGAGACACCAAUGCAGAUCCACCUAGCAACGAGCAAGGAUGUCGCUGUUUUGCAAUCCAAGGAAUGGUUCAACCUAGAUGAGCCUAGUCAUGAGUUACUUGGCCAGACCUUGACAUUCCGUCUCCAGAGUUUGGUGCGCUUCAAGAACACUACUGUGUUCAGUAGCGUGGAGACCAGAGGACAAGUCCUCUUAGAACUCUCAACCAAAGAGAUCAUCCAAGUCGCUAGCGUUGAUUACGAGGCAGAUGUUUCCCACGGAAAUCCGGUCAUCGACUAUCUCCAAAGACAUGGGUCGUCGAUUGAGCAGCCCAUAAACUUUGAGAACUCCAUCCCGUUGAAUGGAAAGACACCACUACUCCUCAGGGCUCCCGCUUCUAACGAACCAUACGCACGUGUCUCUGGGGACUACAACCCAAUUCACGUAUCCCGUGUCUUCGCAAGCUAUGCCAACCUGCCCGGCACCAUUACGCACGGCAUGUACUCCAGCGCCGCAGUUAGAAGUCUGGUAGAGACCUGGGCUGCUGAGAACAAUGUCGGCCGCGUAAGAAGCUUCCACGCUUCGCUGACUGGCAUGGUGCUCCCCAAUGAUGACAUCGAGGUCAAGCUACAGCAUGUCGGCAUGGUUGCCGGUCGGAAGAUCAUCAAGGUCGAGGCAAUGAACAAGGAGACCGAAGACAAAGUCUUGCUUGGUGAAGCUGAAGUCGAACAACCUGUAUCUGCCUAUGUGUUCACUGGACAAGGUUCACAAGAGCAAGGUAUGGGCAUGGAGCUCUAUGCCAGCAGCCCUGUUGCGAAGGAGGUAUGGGAUCGGGCCGACAAGCACUUCAUGGAUAACUAUGGUUUUGCAAUCACCAACAUUGUCAAGAACAAUCCUAAAGAGCUCACCAUCCACUUUGGUGGCCCUCGAGGCAAGGCCAUCCGCCAGAAUUAUAUGGCUAUGACUUUCGAAACUGUGGGUGUUGAUGGUUCUACCAAAUCGGAGAAGAUCUUCAAGGAGAUUGAUGAGCGUACUACCUCAUACACAUAUCGGUCGCCAACUGGUCUGCUUUCCGCGACACAAUUUACCCAACCUGCCUUGACCCUGAUGGAAAAGGCCAGUUUCGAAGACAUGCGGUCAAAGGGCCUCGUGCAACGAGAUAGCAGUUUUGCUGGGCAUUCGCUCGGAGAAUACUCUGCUCUUGCUGCUCUGGCUGAUGUCAUGCCUAUUGAGAGUUUGGUUUCCGUUGUCUUCUACCGAGGUCUCACUAUGCAAGUCGCCGUCGAGCGGGACGAGUCCGGCAGAUCCAACUACUCCAUGUGCGCCGUCAACCCCAGCAGAAUCUCCAAGACAUUCAACGAGGAGGCUCUGCAGUACGUCGUGGGCAAUAUUACCGAGGAGACUGGUUGGCUCCUAGAGAUUGUCAAUUACAACAUCGCCAACAUGCAAUACGUCUGCGCUGGUGACCUCCGCGCCCUCGAUACCCUCACAGGCGUGACCAACUACCUCAAAGCCCAGAAGAUCGAUAUCCAGCAACUAAUGCAGACCCUCUCCCUGGAAGACGUCAAAGCACACUUGGUAGAAAUAAUCCGCGAAUGCGCAAAGCAAACAGAGGCGAAACCCAAACCACUCGAUCUGCAACGCGGCUUCGCCACCAUCCCCCUCAAGGGCAUCGAUGUCCCCUUCCACUCGACCUUCCUACGAUCUGGCGUCAAGCCUUUCCGCUCCUUCCUGCUCAAGAAGAUCAACAAGACGACGAUUGAUCCGAGCAAGCUCAUUGGGAAGUAUAUCCCCAACGUGACCGCCCGGCCAUUCGAGCUCACCAAGGAAUACUUCGAGGAUGUUUAUCGGUUGACGAACUCGCCGAAGAUCGGGGCGGUGUUGGCCAAUUGGGAGAAGUACCAGGAUGAGGGGGCGAUAACUAAUGGGGUUAAUGGAGUAUCGCACACCAAUGGCGUGGACGGUGUUGGUAGUGACGAUGAUGAUAGUGUGGACGGUGUUAAUGGCGUGAAUGGUACCCAUUAG